Messenger RNA from Cooperia oncophora, 420 nucleotides. The record is from the annotation of a GenBank genome assembly. Lineage: Eukaryota; Metazoa; Nematoda; Chromadorea; Rhabditida; Trichostrongylidae.
AUGACCUAUUGCAGUAAAUUGUUCCAGGAUGGUUCGUUCUCGUGUAAUCACGGAAGAAAGGAAUGCGAUGCGAAUCGUCUACAGUCCUGUGUGAUUGACGUUCUGAAGUCUUCCGGAGCAUUACCCUUCAUCGUGUGCUUCGAACGGAUCAUCCAUCACAACACUGUCGAUCAGGCGAUGCAUGCCUGUUCAGCGUUCAUUCGAAGUCAGUACCGACAAAUAAGGUACUGUUACGAUGGGGAGCGAGGUACCCAACUGCAACGGUCAGCUGCACAUAAGACAAUGAGCACCAAACCACAUCCAAUUUUAGAGGUACCGUACCUGCUCAUCAACGAUUACACGCCAUCAGUGGACAACAACAAUUUGAAUGUGAUGCUUCUUCCUCAGUUACUCAACAAAUGGUUUAAGUUAUAUUCGUGA